Messenger RNA from Dunckerocampus dactyliophorus (ringed pipefish), 2075 nucleotides. RefSeq names its product peroxisomal biogenesis factor 19 (gene pex19). Gene Ontology annotation, cellular component: peroxisomal membrane; peroxisome. The transcript has 8 exons. The coding region runs from base 48 to 923 and encodes 291 amino acids. The record is from RefSeq and is a predicted model, not a curated record. Gene Ontology annotation, biological process: protein import into peroxisome membrane. NCBI's taxonomy places the organism in Eukaryota, Metazoa, Chordata, Actinopteri, Syngnathiformes, Syngnathidae.
UUUUGAGCGACAUUCCGUUCCAGCGGAAGGUUAGAGGAAAUUUAAUCAUGGCGUCCGGAGCAGGAGAGACACCCAGUGGGCACGACCCUGAACUAGACGAAUUACUGGACAGUGCGUUGGAUGACUUUGACAAACCAUGUGCCCCUCUGCCUCCUGGACCCAAAGCUCAAUCCUCCUCUUCCAGCCAUGGAGCAGAGAAGCCGCCGCCACUGCUUGAGGACUGCAAGCUCUUCGAGACGCUGUUUGAGGGCAACAUGGCGACCCAAGCCCAGCAGGAGUGGGAGAAAGCCAUGACCGAGCUGGCCCAGGAGGAGCCCGACCUGCUCCAGCACUUUCAAAAACUCUCAGAAGCGGCCGGCAAAGUUGGUACUGACACUGCCUCCCAACAAGAGUUCACCUCCUGCCUCAAGGAAACUCUCCGUGGCCUCGCCAAGAAUGCAGACAACCUACAGACUUCGGGACUCGCUGGAGACGAUCUCGUCAAAGCUCUGGAAGGCUUGGGCUUGGACGAGAGUGGCGAGGCCGGCGGCGGCGGUGAUGAUGGCAACAUCCUUCCCAUCAUGCAAUCCAUCAUGCAGAAUCUUCUUUCCAAGGAGGUGCUUUACCCGUCCCUUAAAGAGAUUACGACUAAGUAUCCAGAGUGGUUGGAGGCCAACAAGGCCAGUCUGAGCUUGGAGGACUUCCAGCGCUAUGAGCAGCAGGCCAAGAUUAUGGGAGAAAUCUGCCUGCAAUUUGAGAAGGAGGAAGACAAGGAAGGUGCAUUUGAAAGCAUCAUGGACCUUAUGCAGAAGCUACAAGACCUUGGCCAACCUCCCAAAGAGCUAGCUGGAGACGCGCCUCCUGGCUUAAACUUUGAUAUAGAGUCCCUCAAUCUCCCAGGAGCUCUCGGUGCCGGGGCGGCAGAGCAGUGCUCUGUCAUGUGACAAGGCAGCGUCUCACUCCGAGCACAGACAGCGACGCAACCAAAUGUGUGUGCGUGGCGAUUGCGGCGGGGAUGAGGAUGUUGUUAAUGUUGAAGAUGAAACAAACGUCUGGUGAGAGCGUGACAGUGACGCGGUCCACGUUGGCCUUCGCAUCCAAAAUGAAACCGAUGUGGAGGAGGCUGGGAGAAUCCAACACGCAUACACACACGUCUGUUAAAGCCACUCACAUGAGAACAUUUUAACAUCUGACUUUUUAAAUUUUAACUGCAUUCCCUCCAAAUGAGUGUACUAAACACUGUCCCUGUGUAACGGCAUUUAAAAAUACUGUAAAGUCAAGUCAACAUGCUUCUUUGUUUUGUAUAGUCUCAUCAUGGCACCGAAAAUGAUCAAACAACAACAAGGUUAGUGUUGUUCCAGUGUGAUCUUCCUUAAACAUUUGUCUUUGUGCUGGAUUUGCAACAAGUUACAUUCUUAAUGUAACUGAAUACUUUGUAAUUAUUCAAUGCAUUAGAGAAAACAUUUAAGAAUUCAUGGUUCCCUCAAUGUAAUAUUUCCUCAAGUGUUCCCAUUUGGAGGUAAUGAUCUAAAGUGAUUGAGAUGAUUCCUGACUGCCUUUUUUGCUUUGCUUUCAUCAAGUGUAGGGUUACUGUGUAAACUGCUCCCCUUGAGCCACCACGUUUUUUUUUUUUAAAUCGUGAAGAUUGAUGUUUGAUUUCAGCAGGUCUAUGAAGUUACAACCUCCAUAGUGCUAACUAUAGCUCCUUUUUGUGUGUGUGGGGGUGUGUGUGUGUACACCCCAGAUUAAAAGGUACAAUACAUUAGCAAAUGCCUUAAAAUCCUGAGCACUUUGUGGAUUGAACUGGCCAGGCACCAUUAUAAGGUUGUUCAUCUGUGUGACUAUAGAGACAGAUCCAAAAAUCACAGAGCAAGUAAACCAGCAGGCUGGCAUCAGUUUGUGGAAUAAAGCGGUCGUUGCAAAGGAUGUGGUCGGCUGUGCAGAGAAAAGGUUGGCAGUGUGCACCUUCCAUCGUGCAAUCCAUUCCACACCGGGUCCAAACUAGCAUGCCCCGUGGUUUUGUUUUGCUAACAAAUAUACAAUUUUUUUGCCCAGUUUUGUAAAUACACUAAAUAAAUGAUACGAUGAUGAUGAUA